AUGGAGAUGUCUGCUUUUGCUGGAUUGCAUGAUGAUCUCCAAAUGGAAAUUCUCUCCUCGCUUUCGGUGAAGGCUCUCCUGCGAUUACGGUGCGUUUGUAGGACAUGGAAUUCCCUCAUCUUCCAUCCUUCAUUUGUUAAUUCACACUUUCAAAGAUCCUCCAAGAACCCCGAAAUCCUAAUCAUGUUUUGCAUUAAUUCGAGUGAAUUCCCUGAAGACACCGGUGUCCGCAUUACACGAUGCACUAUACGGUCUAUACUGGAAAACCCAUCUUUGGUCCUUGAUGAGUUGCGAUCUUGUUCAGGGAAUUUGCCAUUAUACGAUUCAUCUCAACAUAUGUUGGGUGUAUGCAAUGGGUUGAUAUGUAUGCGUUAUCAUUUAAACAUAGGUCAAUAUGACCUUUACUUUGUUCUAUUUUGGAACCCGGCCACUAAGAUUAAGUCUAAUAUUUCCCCAUUCCUACAUGUCAAUUCUUGCAAUGAUAGUGAAGAUUAUGAUGUGAAGAAAGGGUUUGGGUACGAUAAUUCAAAUAGAACUUACAAGGUGGUGACCAUCAUUUUCCAUGUUGAAUCAAAGAGUUGGGAGGUGAAGGUUUACUGCAUGGGUGACUCUUGUUGGAGAAGGGUUUUAACCUGCUCUUCUGCUUUGCCCAUUUUGCAAGAUGAAAAUGGAGUAUUUGUAAGCGGCACUCUUAACUGGUUAGCACUUCGAACCUCUGUGAGUUCUGAUCCUCUAAUAGAAACCAUUACAAACAAUGGAAAUCAAUCAGUGAUUUUUUCAUAUGAUCUGAAGGAUGAGGUAUACAGGUAUAUGUCGUUACCUAAUGGUCUUUCUGAAGUAUCUCAUGAUAAGUGUUAUCUUGGUGUGUUGAGUGGUUGUCUUUGUCUUUCUCAUGAUCACGACGGAACCUAUCUAGUUGUUUGGGAAAUGAGAACGUCCGAACCCCAAAAUUCUUGGACUCAGAUGCUGAAAACUGAAAAUGGCGAUGUUCUGUUGCUGACAAACCAUGGACGUGCACAUUUUGUUCUGCUUGGUCAAGAAGAUGACAGAGUAGAUUGUAUUGAAAGUUUCAAAAGCGAAUUCGAUUUAUACUCUACGUUUAUAUCUUCUCAUUAUGCUGAGAAGCUUUCUUCCUCUGUGCAAGCAUGUACCAAGGACUCAAAAAAGAGAAGAGUGAAGGGCCAGGUAGUAAGGACUGUGUCACAGUUUGAUGUAGUGGUUACCGCAGCAGGGAUAGCAGACAAUAAAAAACAGCUGGAGUGGGAACUAUGGGAGUGA
Molecule: messenger RNA, 1278 nt
Organism: Sphenostylis stenocarpa
Lineage: Eukaryota; Viridiplantae; Streptophyta; Magnoliopsida; Fabales; Fabaceae
Source: the annotation of a GenBank genome assembly